Stegodyphus dumicola is the source of this 2148-nucleotide messenger RNA. RefSeq names its product bleomycin hydrolase. Lineage: Eukaryota; Metazoa; Arthropoda; Arachnida; Araneae; Eresidae. Gene Ontology annotation, cellular component: cytoplasm. Gene Ontology annotation, biological process: proteolysis; L-homocysteine catabolic process; response to toxic substance. The record is from RefSeq and is a predicted model, not a curated record. Gene Ontology annotation, molecular function: cysteine-type aminopeptidase activity.
AUAUGCCUAUUGCACAUGCGUGAAGCAUAAACCAUGCUAGGGCAAGACGCUACUUUACUUGUCCGAGUUCGUAAAUUUUCAAUAAAGGUGUUGACGGUUGUUAGGUGUGCUACGAAUUGUACUACAAUGGAAAUCAAACGAGGGGGCCUUACUCCAGAGAUCCUGAAAACAUUCCGCAAAAAUUUUCUAGCUGAUCCUAAAAAUAUUCUGGCCUCUAAUGCCUGUUUGAAGUAUGAUCCCUUGGACAUUUGCGUGGAUAAACAGAUCUUUGAUUGUGUUAGUCAUGUGUACACUCACAAGGUGGAUUCUGAAAUCAAGCCUGUAACAAAUCAGAAAAAUUCUGGUAGAUGUUGGCUGUUUGCAGCUCUUAAUGUGCUGAGAAUCCCUUUUGUAAAACAGUAUCAGUUAGAAGAUUUUGAAUUUAGCCAGAGUUACCUCUUUUUCUGGGAAAAGGUUGAAAGAUGCAAUUAUUUCUUGCAUACUGCUGUGAGUGUGCUGCAAAGAGGGGAACCAGUAACUGGUCGUCUUAUGUCUUUCCUUUUAAGUGAUCCAAUAUCCGAUGGUGGUCAGUGGGAUAUGUUAGUGAAUAUAGUGACGCGAUAUGGUGUUGUUCCUAAGAAAUGUUUUCCUGAAACGUUCUGCUGUGAAACAACAGGGCGAAUGAAUGGUAUUUUGAAAUCAAAGCUUCGGGAAUAUACAAAAGAUUUGCAUUUAAUGAUUCAGAAGAAUAGUAGUGAAGAUAAGAUAGAAGAGAAAAUUAUGACCUACAUGGAAGAGCUAUAUCGCAUUAUUGCAAUAUGUUUAGGAGUUCCACCUGAAACUAUCACAUGGGAAUAUUAUAACAAGAACAAAGUUUAUGGUGUUAUUGGGCCAGUUACUCCUCUUAAAUUUUAUGAAGAACAUGUCAAGCCAUAUUGUAAUGUUGAAGAUAAGGUGUGUUUCGUAAAUGAUCCCAGACCUGAAAAUCCUUUUGGUCAAACAUAUACUGUAGAUUGUUUGGGAAAUAUGGUUGGAGGUCGUAGGACGCUGUAUAUUAAUCUGAAAGUAGAUCAGUUAUUGAAGUUUGCUGCAGAAUCAAUAAAAAAUAAUGAGCCAGUGUGGUUUGGUUGUGAUGUGGGAAAAGUUUUUUCUGGAAAACCAGGCAUUAGUGAUCUUAAAAUCCACAAUUACAAAGUGCUGUUUGGUGUUGAUCUCCAUAAAUCACUCUCAAAAGCAGAUAGAUUAACAUAUGGAGAUUCUGCUAUGAACCAUGCUAUGGUAUUUACUGCUGUGUCAUUGGAUGCUAAUGGAGACCCAACAAAAUGGAGAGUGGAGAAUUCUUGGGGAGAUGACAGAGGAGAGAAAGGAUAUUUAAUGAUGACAACAGAGUGGUUUCAUGAAUUUGGAUAUGAAGUAGUUGUGGAUAAGCAGUAUGUUCCCAAGGACAUUUUGGAAAUACUUAAAAUUGAGCCAAGAGUUUUACCAGCUUGGGACCCCAUGGGUUCGCUUGCUCAAUGAUUCCAAUUUUAGUUUUAAUGCAAUACUUAAUAUCUGCUGGUAUUGUAAAUGAUAAAAUUGGCAGCAUUUCAAGCUGACAGAUUUAUCGAGUUCAUAAACAGUUGAAGUUAAACAUUUUUUUUUUUUUAAAUGCGAGUUUUUACUAAGAAUUUCACAAAAAGGCAAAUUAAUGAAAAACUGAUGAAAGGAAGCAAACAUAUGAGAAACAUCUGUUAAAAAAUAGUAAUCAUGGACUUUUCAGAUUUGUCAAGUCAUUAUAAAUUAUUUUAAAUAAAUCACAAAUGUCUUUUCAUUGAAUUUUUGUGGAUAUGUACUUAAUAUAUUUAAUUAUGAGUUUGUGAAAUAGUUUCUGCAUCUUAUUAAAAAUUGUGAAUAUUUUAUACAAUAACAAUGUAUGUGUAAAAGUUCAUGAAUGUUUCUACAGAGUGUUAUUGAUCUUACGAAGUAGUAAAUAGUUGUCAAAUUAAAAAAUUUUUCUGCUUAAAUAGCAAAUUAUGACAUUUAAUAACUCUGAGUGUCAUUAAUAUAAUUACUCUUUCUGCCAGAGCAAAUUACCAAAAUGUAAUCAAUGUACCAAAAUGCAAUCAAAGCAAUGAAAUCUUAAUGUAUGUCUUUUUUAAAAAUAAUAAACAAUUCCAGCACAGUGUUGUA